GAUCGCGUCAACUGCGUGAGCAAGGCAAUCAAAUCUUUAACACCAAGACUACCAAUCCAAAGGCCAACCAAUCUGAACGCUUGCUUGGAGCAUGUAAGCUUUAUACCAAGGCUAUAAUGGAAGCAGAAAAUGCAUUCGAGGAGCUAUGCUUGGGUUAUGCCAAUCGCGGAAUGGCUCUGCUGGAGUAUGGCUAUUACCAGCAGGCAUAUGAUGACUGCGCCUCUGCUAUGGAGUUUGGUUACCCUAAGAAGAAUCAGGGCAAGUUAAUUAUGCGUCAGGCAAUUUGUGCCUCGAAGAUGGGAGACUUUAAAAAGCUGGCCGAGCACAUGAGCUGCCUAGAUAAAAUGGAACUCAAUGAGAACUUUUCCCAGCAACUGGAGCAGCUUAAGCAACAGCUCCCAUCACAGCAAAGCAAACCAACCUUAAACGAAGCACAGACAGCAAACGAUGCGAUAGCCAAGAGGCAUAAAGUCGUUCAGGAGGCUGGUACUAAAGGACGUUACCUAGUUGCAACCGAGGAAAUUAAGAAGGGCGAACUUGUAAUCAAGGAGCAGGCCAGUUGCUUUUCCCCCACAUCAAUGACUCCAAUUUGCCAGCAGUGCGCAUCCAGCUUGAUGUGCGCACCCAUACCGUGCCCGGAAUGCCAUCAGCGUGUAGUCUACUGCUCCAGACGCUGUCGUCAGUUGCAUGCCACCAUACACAGUUACGAGUGUGGACUAUAUAGCCGAGAUCUAAUGGAUUCUUGCAUUAUUAACUUGUCCCUACGCUCUGUGCUCGUGCAUAUGCCGGAGUGGCUGCGCCAUCUGUCCACGCUUCCCAACGCCAAUGCGCAACAGCUGUGGCAGAGUCUAAUGGAACUGGCAGCCGGCAAGCACAGUCGUGAUGAUGAUGAUGAUCCGCAGCAUAUGGGGCUGGCCAUGAUAAAACAUUUGAAAAAAUCAGAGGAAGAAAGAAUAUUUGCACUUCGUGCCAACUGCUUGCAAGUAUAUUUGUUUAAGUACACUAACUUCUAUGAGCAGCUUUUGUCCAGCACAGCUGCCAGCAAGGAGCACUGGCAUGUAGUUCUUGCUGCGCUUAUCUUCCGAUGUGUGGCACAGUUAAGAAAAAAUUUUGUGUUCUAUACAUGUGUGCAUUCAAUAGUUGAGGGCAAAGAGUUAGCAUUGCUACAGCCAGGGUUCUGGCACCAGCCGUAUCAUUUAAAGCGCGGUUGUCUGCAUCUAUUUUCUGACGUAGACUUCAACAUUUCAUCGUACGUACCCCAGUUAGGCCUUUGCAAUCAUUCCUGUGAAGGUUCGAUGCAUAUCAAAAUUGAUGGCGGUGUUGCCAAUUGCUUUGCCAUGCACAAUAUUAAGGUGAAUGAGGAGCUCACCUACUGCUAUGGAGAUAAAGCUAACUGUUUGCCCUGGUAUAGCCGACAAGAGCGCCUGAAAGAGGUAUAUGGGUUUAACUGCCGCUGUAAGAGGUGCAUGCAAGCACAACCCGAUGAGGAGUACUUCAGCUUUCAUCGCUAUCGUUGUCUAAACACACGUUGCCAGAGGAUCUAUGUGCCCGAUCCUUUUCAGCACAUUAAGCAUUUAAGCUGGUGGGAUCAGCCGGUACCGGUGGUUAUCUACUGCACUGUCUGCCGUCAACCACAACCAAUGGACAGAUACGUGCAGUUUUCCCUUCCUGGAAUGUACCUUCCUGAAAAACGUCGCAAAUUGUACGAAGCAUUCAAUGAAUUGGACAAUUGGUUAUUGGACUAUCAUAGUCUAAAGCAGUGUUUGGCCAGGAAGUUGAUUCUGUAUUGCUUUAUUCUGCAACAAGCUGGUUGUCCCUUGAAUAAGGAAGACUAUAUUCAAUUGACUCGCAUUAUUAAAUUUCUGAUGAAAGGCACUGAAGUACAGAUGGGCAUAAACUCCGUUCAAUACAUCACCAAUAUGGUUUUUUUGUGGGAUUUCAUUGCUCUGGGCAAAUACAAAUGCAGUAAGCAGGAUAUGCAACCCAUGCUGGCUACACUCAAAUAUCUUUCGAGCGAGCAACAGAAAAUAUUUAUGAACUAUUACAACGAUUUUAUUGAGCAGCAAUUACUACAAUAAAUAACCACAAUAUAUAUUAUAU
Messenger RNA from Drosophila busckii, 2100 nucleotides. RefSeq names its product SET and MYND domain-containing protein 4-like. NCBI's taxonomy places the organism in Eukaryota, Metazoa, Arthropoda, Insecta, Diptera, Drosophilidae. Gene Ontology annotation, molecular function: protein binding. Bases 117 to 2078 code for a protein of 653 amino acids. The record is from RefSeq and is a predicted model, not a curated record. The transcript has 3 exons.